GUAUGGGAGAUUAAGUUCGUCUACUUAAGACACCCAAUUUUCAACUGUUUCUAACACUGGUUCCUACCCAAACCGACCCAGUUAUGCAAUAAUGCAUGAUUUUGAUAAUCAUCUUAGUUUUGCACAGCUACAUUCUGCGCAGUAGCCGGGUACAAUACAUGUCUGGUUUAGCAUGAAUACAUGGGAUAGCUGCAAAUGCAUAUACCCUUCACCCAAUGCCUCAUCAAACGAAAAUCCUUACUUUCGUUGCUGUGUACUUAACUCCUUCGAUAAUGACGCGCAGGUUGAUCAUCGGCUUUAUAAUAACAUGCAAAAGGGAGCUCCAAAUUACAAGCCAACUUUUCGCCGGUGUAGAAACUCGCUGUUUUGCAUCUAUUCCAAGAUCAAAGAGUUCUUUUCAGGACCUAGACUUGUAUUCCCUGAACAAAAAGAUCUCACAUUUCACCAGGAUGGGUCGGAUUAACGAAGCAAGGGCAUUGUUUGAUAAAAUAGAGCGGAGAAACACAGUUACAUGGAAUUCGAUGAUUAGUGGGUACGUGAAACGGGGAGAGAUGACCAAAGCAAGAAAACUGUUCGACGAAAUGCCUAAGAGGGAUAUUGUGUCGUGGAAUUUGAUGAUUUCAGGGUAUGUGUCGUGUCGUGGGAAGAGGUUUGUAGAGGAGGGAAGGUACCUGUUUGAUAAAAUGCCAGAGAGGGACUACGUUUCUUGGAACACGAUGAUUAGUGGGUAUGCAAAGAAUGGAAGGAUGGAUGAGGCCUUUCAGCUUUUUAAUAAAAUGCCUGAGCGGAAUGCUGUCUCGUGGAAUGCUAUGGUUACUGGGUUUUUGCAGAAUGGUGAUGUGGUGCGUGCAAUUGAGUUUUUUGAGAAAAUUCCUGAGAGGGAUGCAGCAUCCCUGAGUGUACUUGUUUCGGGUCUUAUUCAGAAUGGGGAAUUGGAUGAAGCUGCAAGAAUUUUGUUUGAAUGUGGGAAUAAUGAUGGCGGGAAGGAAGAUUUGGUGCAUGCUUAUAAUACUUUGAUAGCAGGGUAUGGUCAGAGAGGAAGGGUGGAUGAAGCUCGAAAUCUUUUUGAUCAGAUCCCAUUUUGUGAUGAGCAAGGAAACGAAAGCAGAAGGAGGUUUGUGAGAAAUGUCGUGUCAUGGAAUACCAUGAUCAUGUGCUAUGUGAAGGCGGGGGAUACUGUCUCUGCUAGAGAACUUUUUGACCAAAUGAGGGAAAGAGACACUUUUUCGUGGAAUACCAUGAUUAGUGGAUAUGUUCAUGUGUCAAAUAUGGAGGAGGCCUCAAACCUCUUUUGUAAAAUGCUGACUCCAGAUACCCUUUCAUGGAAUUCGAUGAUCUCAGGAUAUGCCCAGGGAGGUAAUAUGGAACUUGCUCAUGAUCUCUUUCAGAGGAUGCCCCAAAAGAACUUGAUCUCAUGGAAUAUCAUGAUUGCUGGAUAUGAGAAGAACGAGGAUUAUAAAGGAGCAAUUAAACUUUUCAUCCAGAUGCAAGUUGAAGGUGAGAAACCUGAUCGGCACACUUUAUCUUCGCUUCUUAUUGUAUCUUCUGGGAUUGUGGAUCUACAUCUGGGCAUGCAAAUUCAUCAACUGGUAAAAAAGACAGUUAUCCCAGAUGUUCCAAUAAAAAAUGCCCUUAUCACCAUGUAUUCAAAAUGUGGUGCAAUAAUUGAGGCUCAGACCAUUUUUUAUAAGGUGAAAUUGCAGAAAGAAGUAAUCUCUUGGAAUGCAAUGAUUGGAGGAUAUGCAUCUCAUGGUUAUACUACAGAGGCUUUGGAACUUUUCAAAUUGAUGAAAAGUUUCAAAGUGCAACCUACUUAUAUAACGUUUAUUUCAGUUUUGAAUGCCUGUGCUUAUGCAGGACUAGUUGAAGAAGGUCGAGGGAUAUUUAAAUCCAUGGUUAGUGAAUAUGGUAUAGAGCCAAGGCUUGAACACUUUGCCUCCCUGGUGGACAUUGUGGGUCGGCAUGGACAGCUUCAGGAGGCCUUGGAUUUGAUCAAUAGCAUGCCAUUUGAGCCUGAUAAGAUUGUUUGGGGUGCUUUGUUGGGUGCUUCUAGGGUCCACAACAAUGUAGAGAUGGCCCGUGUUGCUGCUGAAGCGUUGAUGAGACUUGAACCAGAUAGCUCAGUUCCCUAUGUCUUGUUAUACAACAUGUAUGCUGAUGCGGGACAAUGGGAUAAUGCAACAGAAGUAAGAAUAAUGAUGGAAAGGAAAAAUAUCAAGAAAGAAGCAGCCUUUAGUUGGGUAGAUUCCUCCAAGUGAUGAUGCUUGGAAUAUAUGAGUUGUCUGUAUGAAAGGUACAAUUGGUCGGUUGCACUUGUUAAUUUUCUGCUCUGGGCAAAUAAUUGAUUGUCUUCUAGUAAGUAUGAGAGCUCUCAACUUAUGAGAGCUCUCAACUUUGCCAUGUUUGUUUGCUUCACUCUGAAUGCAGGAGAGUGAAGCAAAAAGUAGACAGAGAUGGUACGUUUCAAUGCUAUUUGUUCCUGAUGCUGCUGCCUCAGGUAACAGUAGCUCUGCAGUUCAUGUUAUAAUGGGGCAAAUUGAAGUUUGGAUUCAAGCUGUGUUCUCUUUGCUGAUAAUCUUCGCCAAUUUGUGAAUGGCAAUGAGCAAGAACUAGCUUUAUCAAGUUUGGCUUCAUCUAUCUGGAGGAAUUGAAUAAUUGAAUAGCUGGGUUACUUGCCUGAACAGAUCAUACUAAACUAGUGAUUCGGGUUUCACAGUUUCGCUUUGAAGAGCAAUGUUAUGUGGGGUCUGAUUUCAUUUCUUGAGGCAUCAUUCAUUUCUUCAGGAUCAAUGGUACAAACUCUUUCAAUACUUAGGACAGAUGGUAAAACUUAUUUGGCAGUUGGCACCCUUCUCACAAAGAAAGAAUUUCAACAAGUCUGGAGGACUCAGGAGUUUUGCUGUCUGCAAUGAAGAUUGUUCACAUACACCAACAGCCCAUUACUUCAAGAUACCUUAGAAUACAGAGGGAUAGUGGGUUCCUUCAAUACAUAUACCAGACCAGAUAUCUUCUUCACAAUGAACCAAGUCUGUCAAACACACGUACAUGCACCAUGGGAGACUCUUUUUCAGCAGUGAAACGGAUAAUGCAUUACAUCAAAGAUGGAUACAAUAUAUUCCUUGGACAAAAUUUGCUGUCAUGGUCUGCCAAGCAAUAUUAAAUUUUUUCUUGUUCAAGUGCCAAAGUCAAGUAUACAGAUGUUGCAAGUAUUUUGGCUGAAUUUGUAGCGAGUACUUUUCUUGUAUGAAUCUGUAGUUUUUGUAUUCUUGAUCAUGCAAACUGCUGUCAUACAGCAACUAUAUAAGGCAAUUCAUUAUCUUUUCCUGCUCAUGGGAAGAUUAUUCUCACAAACUCUUAUAAGUGAUAGGUUAUUUCUCAUUUCUGCUUCACAUAAAAUGCACGCAUGCACCACCAUUUUAUUGGCAUUAGGUUAUGGGGGAAAGAAAUUGUAUUAUGUUUUAAACAUCCUGGCCUCUACUUAGACAAUAAUACA
Messenger RNA from Hevea brasiliensis (rubber tree), 3493 nucleotides. Its product is annotated as pentatricopeptide repeat-containing protein At1g62260, mitochondrial. Bases 216 to 2258 code for a protein of 680 amino acids. The transcript is spliced from 4 exons. Gene Ontology annotation, molecular function: protein binding; RNA binding. The record is from RefSeq and is a predicted model, not a curated record. Gene Ontology annotation, biological process: RNA modification. NCBI's taxonomy places the organism in Eukaryota, Viridiplantae, Streptophyta, Magnoliopsida, Malpighiales, Euphorbiaceae.